AAAAUUGUCUAGUUGAGUUGUACAAAGUUCGCUUUGAAUAAUUUGCUUUUCUUGUAUCGUCAAUUGAUUUCUCAUAUUUAAGUGUACGGAAAUUAAACCAAAAAUGUUAUUUACCGUACUCGGAGUUAUUUCUCUCUUCCUGAGAAAAAGAAACAUCAAUUCCACCGUCUCAGGUCAAGAUAAAAACUUCGACCGUCAAGAAGGAUUGGUCACGGGAUCCAACGUGGCCACCAGUGAUGGUCGAAAAAUCGGUGACUGGUGUGAAGAAUCAUCUUUGCAUCUGAAGGAACAGAUCAAGGUUCAGACUGAGGAACCGUCACUGGAGGAACCUGUUGAUGGUCAGAGUGAAGAACCAUCACUGGUAGAGCCUGUCACUGUUCCCGGUGAAGAACAAUCACUGGUAGAGCCUGACAGUGUUCCCGGUGAAGAACAAGCCAGCAAGUCUGCUAAGCCCGGCUGUAGUCAUGAUGACCCUCCAAAUGUGGUCUCGGCUAAGCCCGGCUGUAGUCAUGAUGACCCUCCAAAUGUGGUCUCGGCUAAGCCCGGCUGUAGUCAUGAUGACCCUCCAAAUGUGGUCUCGGCUAAGCUUGGCUGUAAAGAUGUUGGCAAAAGUGCAACCUGUCAGACAGAGGGCGCUGUUCCACCAAAAAAGAAGAAUAAAGACACAAACAUCAUUGAGAUCAACUCACAUCGCUAUGAAAUCGGUGCUGAGCUGGGCAAAGGAGGCUAUGGAACCGUUUUCGCAGCGACCCGUUUACAAGAUGGCCUUCGGGUGGCAGUAAAAAUUGCAAAUUUCAAGCCUAAGCGACUCUUCCGUGUUGAUGAUUUUGACCAGCUACUUCCAGCGGAGAUCGCUCUGCACUUUCUUGCCACUAAAGGCCCCGAGGUUAAAGAACUCGUUCAGCUUCUGGACUGGAAGGUGGAGGCUGAUCGCUACUUUAUGGUCCUAGAGCGGCCCACACCCUGUGUGAGUGUGGGUGAUUUUUUAAGAGACCAUGAAGGCAGGAUCCCAGAGGACGUGUUAAGGAAAAUCAUGUUCCACACAACAAUUGCAGCUGACACAUGCCUCAAACGUGGAGUGUUUCACCGUGAUAUCAAGCCUGACAACUUGCUGAUGAACCCACAGACCUUUGAAGUUAAACUGAUUGACUUUGGUUGUGGUGUUCCCCUUACUGAGGACUAUUACAUAACCUAUUUGGGCACAGUGCAGUUCAUGCCUCCUGAGAUAAAAAAGAUUGGCUAUUACUACGGAGAGCCAGCAACAGUGUGGUCACUCGGGCUUCUUCAGUUUUUGCUAAUGUAUAAAAAAUUUCCAGAAAAGCGUGACCUCCGCAGGAUGAAAAACAAAAAUUAUUACCAAUAUGGAAGGUCAGAAGAAUGCUGUGAUUUCUUCAGCUGUUGUCUGCAAACUAACCCCAGUCUUCGGCAAAAGCUGAAUGCACUCCGUGCCCAUGCCUGGUUUAAGAGAAUUAUAAAAAAGAUCUAGCAUUUGACAAAGGACAGUUUCCAGAAUCUCUCCCAGUUCAGUGCUGGAUUCGGCUAAAAACUCCAGCACCUCCAACCAUAAAAGAAGAAGCAGAGGAUUGUGAGCCAACCUCAACAACAUAGUCCUUUAGCUAAACAUGACUUGAUUCACAGAAAGCUGAACAUAAUUUGGUUCUGCAGUGUCAUAGCUCUUAUUGUAACAUUUACACUGGCUCUAAUUAAAUUCCAUGUAAAAAAAAAAAAAAAAA
Danio rerio (zebrafish) is the source of this 1733-nucleotide messenger RNA. It is a transcript of the gene pimr132, whose product is annotated as Pim proto-oncogene, serine/threonine kinase, related 132. The record is from RefSeq and is marked validated. Gene Ontology annotation, molecular function: protein serine/threonine kinase activity; protein kinase activity; ATP binding. Lineage: Eukaryota; Metazoa; Chordata; Actinopteri; Cypriniformes; Danionidae.